Amaranthus tricolor (Joseph's coat) is the source of this 2097-nucleotide messenger RNA. RefSeq names its product probable nucleolar protein 5-2. The coding region runs from base 112 to 1803 and encodes 563 amino acids. Lineage: Eukaryota; Viridiplantae; Streptophyta; Magnoliopsida; Caryophyllales; Amaranthaceae. Gene Ontology annotation, cellular component: box C/D methylation guide snoRNP complex; small-subunit processome. The record is from RefSeq and is a predicted model, not a curated record. The transcript is spliced from 8 exons. Gene Ontology annotation, molecular function: snoRNA binding.
UCUAAAACCCUAUACCCUUUCUUCUCUAUAUACUGGGCGGCCUCCAUUUUCUUCCGCAACUCUUUCUAACAAGUACUGAUUUUUUUUGUUAAUUGUUAGAAGGGUUUAGAGAUGUUGGUUCUGCAUGAAACUGCUGCAGGCUUUGCCCUUUUUAAAGUCAUAGAUGAAUCCAAGCUUUCUCAAAUUGAGGAUUUAGGGAAGGAGUUUGCUACCGCUGAUUCUGCUAGAAAGAUUGUAUCGCUGAAAGCUUUCAACAAGUUUGAGAAUACAUCAGAUGCUCUCUCAGCAACUACUUUAUUGAUAGAGAGCAAACCGAGCAAAGGACUACGGAAGUUCCUGAAAGCCCACUGCCAGGGUGAUACGUUAGCUGUUGCUGAUUCUAAACUUGGAAAUGCAAUAAAGGAGAAAUUGAAAAUUGAUUGCAUUCAUAAUAAUGCCGUAAUGGAGCUAUUAAGAGGGGUCAGAAGUCAGCUGACUGAACUCAUUUCUGGCCUUGGAGCUCAAGAUCUGGCUCCAAUGAGCUUGGGUUUAUCUCACAGCUUGUCGAGAUACAAGUUAAAGUUCAGUGCUGAUAAGGUAGAUACCAUGAUUGUUCAAGCCAUUGGCUUGUUGGAUGAUCUUGACAAAGAGCUUAAUACAUAUGCAAUGAGGGUCAGAGAAUGGUAUGGUUGGCAUUUUCCUGAACUUGCAAAGAUUAUACAAGACAAUAUACUUUAUGCUAAGUCUGUGAAGUUGAUGGGAAACCGUGUCAAUGCGGCUACCUUGGAUUUCUCUGAGAUUUUGCCCGAAGAGGUCGAGGCAGAGGUUAAAGAAGCUUCGGUUAUUUCAAUGGGUACUGAAGUCAGCGAUCUCGAUUUAAUUAAUAUCAAGGAACUCUGUGACCAAGUUUUGUCUCUAUCGGAAUACAGAGCUCAGUUGUACGAUUAUCUGAAAAGCAGAAUGAACACAAUUGCUCCAAAUUUGACUGCUCUCGUUGGCGAGCUUGUUGGAGCCCGUCUAAUUGCCCAUGGUGGAAGCUUGAUAAACCUUGCAAAGCAGCCCGGGAGCACAGUUCAGAUUCUUGGAGCCGAGAAGGCGCUUUUUAGAGCUUUGAAAACAAAGCACGCAACCCCGAAGUACGGGCUUAUUUAUCACGCUUCCUUGAUUGGACAGGCUGCCCCUAAACACAAGGGCAAAAUAUCUCGUUCCCUUGCUGCUAAAACUGCACUAGCAAUUCGUUGUGAUGCUCUUGGAGAUACCCCCGAUAACACUAUGGGUCUUGAAAAUCGGGCCAAGCUUGAGGCGCGUCUAAGAAACCUUGAAGGUAAAGAGUUGGGACGGUCUGCAGGAUCCACCAAAGGAAAACCACAAAUUGAAGUCUAUGACAAAGAUCAUAAAAAGGGUGCAGGAGCACUUAUUACCCCUGCAAAGACUUACAAUCCUGCGGCGGAUUCUAUCCUUGGUAAAAAGAAUGGUAAUUUGAUGAUGUCAAUUGAAAACGAGGCUGAGGAAACAAAGAAGACAAAGAAAGACAAAAAGAAGGAUUCUGCUGUAGAGGAUGAUGUUGCCAACGGCAAUGAAGAUGAAAAGUCGGCUAAGAAAGAGAAAAAGAAAAAGAAGCAAAAGGCCGAGAAUGGUGUUGACGAAAACGGUGAGGAGAUGACUAAAAAGGAAAAGAAGAAGAAGAAGAAGAAGCAGGCCGAGAAUGAAGACGAUGUCGAAGCAGGAGAGAAUGAAAAGAAAAAGAAGAGAAAACAUGCUGACGAUUCACCUGAACCCGUGAGCGAGAAGAAGAAAAAGAAGAAGAAGAGCAGCAACGAAUAAGAUAUUUUGCGAUGAAUUUGGGCAAAUCUAACAAUUUUGGCGAUCAUCUUCAACGAUGGGAUGAUAUUCUUCCUUUUGUACAAUUGGUUUGUUGCUGAGGUUUCGUUAGUUAGUUUUUCGUGUUAGUCUAGCUAUAUUCUUGUUCGUGUAUGCGCCAGUAUGGUUUGUUUAAGAACAAUACCAGGAAUCGCGUAGAAUUUGCAUUUGUAAGGUGGAGAUUAGUAUGUUUUGAGUUUAUUCAUAUAGUUUUCUGUUAUUGGAUUGUUCAUAAUGAAGCUUGCUAUUCAGUUAUCA